GUAUGUAAAGACAGUGAACUACUGGUUCCUGGUGAUGUCUGGACUACGUAAAAGAAUAACCAAAGUAGGACAGCAAGUUCUGGAUAACUAUUGUCAGAAAGGAGAUGAGAUCAGGGGACGAAUAAUGAUACCUCCGAUACCUGAUUCCAAAUUUAUAGACAAGCUGCCUGAAGAUGUGGAGUUAGAAGGACAGAAUGCUGCCGAGAGAGAGCUUCAGGAAGGGUAUGAAGCUGAAGUGAAGGUGUUCAGAUGUUUUGAGGAGGUUAAGAGUAAUGUCAUAGUUAUACAUCAGCUGGAUUACACUCACGAACAAUAUGCUGCAUUCCUGCCAGAUCAUCAGUGUAAUGUGAAAAUGUGCAAGAGAGGGUUAGACACCCACGAUUGUCAUCAACCAAAGAAGAAUGUGGAGGGUGAGACUGAUUUUGUGGUGAUAGGAAUGAGUUUUGUGGCUGUGUUUGAAGUGAAAGGAUUGUCUCUACAGAGUUGUACUGAAGAGGAAGGUAAACUUAAAAUGAAGGGUUGUGUUGAGGAUGCCUCCAGACAAAGAAAGAGGAUGGUGGAUCUUAUCAGAUCAGUAGAUUCCUCUCUGAGGGUGUACGAGUUUACUUUGUUAAGUAACGUCUCUAGAGAAGAAGUAGAUGAGAAGUAUUUGUCUGAUGAAACUUUACUGUUCAGUGAAGAUCUCGACCACUUGGUUCAUAUCAUUGAUAGUUGUGAAGUGUUCUCAUCGAAUGCUUUAAAACCGGGGAUAAUGAAGAAUGUGGCAUGGUGUUUGCUAGGUCUGUGGUGUAUUGAUCAAGAUAACAAAUGGGACAUCACCACUUGUAGCUUACCUAAAUGUAUAAUGGACAUUGAUAGUAAACUUAGAAGAGCUCUUGUAACAAGAAAGUCAGUAGAUGAGGUUGCUGCUGAAGUGAACAGAUCUUCUGGUAAAAAUAAGGGGAGAAAGAAAACCAGUUCUAAGAAAGAAUAUCCUGAAAACCCUGAAAUGGUAGAUGCACCUAGUUUAUUCCAAAACUACCUUAAUAUUAAAAGCUUAACAAAAGAUCAGUUAGAUAUAUUUGAAAGUGAGGAGAGAUUCCUCUGGGUGGACGGCCCUGCUGGUUCCGGUAAAACUAUCGUAAUGCUUGGAAAAAUAAUUCAUUUGGCUUUAACAACACCGCCUGAGAAAAGGAUCCUUUUGAUUAUACCUUAUGGCGAUAGGUAUAAGGGUAUUCAAGCAGUCCAAUGGUAGAACGUCACUUAAAUUUACUGAACAAUAUCAUUGAGGAUGUUACUUUGUGUGAAAAGAUAUCAUACGAUUGUGAUGUUAAUGAUAAUGAUACUGAGGAUGAUAUAAGUGAGAAGAUUGAAGAAGCAGGCAGGUUAAUGUUACAACAAUUGUCAGAUAGUAGCAGUAAGAUUAUAUUGCUGGUAAUAAGGAGAGCACCUGCAGCUGUAAGCAUUAAAGUUUCAUGACGAAUUUUGAAUACGUUUUCUUGGAUGAUUUUCAAAACUUACUCGAUGUUCAUGAAGGCAGCCUUGGCCUUAGUCUUGGCUUUAGUCUUACGACAAACAGAAAGUAUGCUGAUGAAAACAUCAUAUUUGAGGGCAUACUCUCUAUCGUUAAGGAGAGCACGACUAGCGUUUGGAUACUAUGUGAUAAUGCACAAUCGGUGGUCAUAGAUAGAUUUAAAAAACUUGAAUUUCCAGCGUUAACUUUUGGUGAUGAAUUGAGAAGUUUCUUUGUUAACUCAAAAAGAUUAACUGUUAAUCUUAGGAAUAGUUGUGAAAUUUUUACUGUGUUAUCAAUAAUCAGAACGCACCACGAAAGAAUGGUAUUACCUGGAGCAAGUCCAGUGACAUGGCCCCAACAAAAGGAAGGUCACUUUCUUCGUGGCACCAAACCAGUUAUCUACUUAGUGGGUGAAAGUAAAUCUACUUCAUGGAUUGAUAUUCUGAGAAGAGAGCUCGGGAAAUUGAAAGGGUCGAACAUUCUUAAAAAUUCUGAUAUUGCAGUAUUAACAUAUUUUCUUGAUCCUACUCUGAUGACUACUCCAGAAAGUAUACUUGAGAGAUGGAAUACACCAGACGAUAAGAUAACGUUUCUUCCAGCAAUAUGGUCUAUGUCAGCUGAGUGGCCGGCUGUUAUAACACUGCUCGAUUUUCCAUCACAUAGCUCACCUGUCAACAAUGAUAACACUGCAUUCAGUCUCUCUUUUCCGUAUCUAUACACUGCAAUCUCCAGAGCCAGAGUGUACUCAACAGUGAUUGUAUUCAAUUACACGCCCAACACUUGUCAAUUUUUUGAUAAAUGUUUAGAAGAACUAAAGCAGCGUAAUGAUGUUUGUAGGAUCGUUGAACUGUAUUGAUUGUUGCCACGUCUUGUCAGUGUUAAUUUACAGUGCUUUAAGACACUCGUUAAGACUUUUGUAAUUAAUUACAAUGUUUUCAGUUGAGAAAGCCAUGGAUAUUGAAACAAAUUGUAUUGCAAUUUUAUUUAUAUAUAUUUUCAUUUACAGAUAUUUCAUCAAAUUUUUAUUGAAGAAAGUAAACGAAAUGUUUUACGCAGUGUUUUUGAAACAGAAACUAAAUGUCAUGACAACCUCUUUUGUCAGUGUAUUUAUUCACGAUGAGUUUUUAAAUUAAAUUAUAUUCAUACUUUAAUGCUACUGUAUUUUUCUGUGAGAAUAUUUUUGCCAUGUUUGAAAGUUACAUUUAUAUUAUUUUAGCUAGAUUUCAUACAUUGUCUACAAAUUGCCCUAAUUUUGAGGGCUACAAAAUACGCUCAAUGUGAAAAACUAUAAGGUGACGAAU
Molecule: messenger RNA, 2796 nt
Organism: Bolinopsis microptera
Lineage: Eukaryota; Metazoa; Ctenophora; Tentaculata; Lobata; Bolinopsidae
Exons: 2
Coding region: 35-1234 (399 amino acids)
Source: RefSeq, a predicted model, not a curated record